GAAAACUGUUAGAGGUUUAACAGUACUAACUCAACUAGCAUCAAAUUUCCUUGAAACCAAUCACUACUUGACGUCUGCUGACAUGAUGGUGAUUUUAGGAGCUGUAAUUGCAUUACUCUUGGGUCAUAGUCUGGCCCAGGUGCAUGUCCUCCCAAUGAUUGACCCACUGGCGCCUUUAACGUGUUACCACUGUGAUGAACAUAUGCAUAGUUUUCCGGAGUGCUUAUCAACACCAGUCACGUGUCAUGCUGAUGAGGUUUGUUCUAUCGCCUACUCUACAGAAAAAACAAAUAUAAAAUGUCAAAAGGCCUCAGAAUGUGCUUUACUUACUUCUCAUGCAGCUAGACCCUGCGCUGAAGGUGGAUUCCUAUUAAACACAGACCAAUGCCAAACUUGUUGCAAUACCUCUACUUGUGUUGGUGAUUUAAUAUCAAAGAACAUCUCAGUUCAGAAUGACGAUAUUUUUUGCCCUAGUCAGUGCUCAUCCUUAGACCUGGCGGCAUGCGUUCAUUCUCAAAUUCACUGUACUCACGGACAGUAUUGUGAAGUGACUGUUGAUGAUCAUCACACUGUUCACGGAGCUUGUAAGGCAGCUCAUGAGCUGCAAAGAUGCAACGAGGACAAAAAUAAACAUCCCUGCUCUUCAACAUUUCUAAAUGGUGGACACGGCACAAGGUGCGUCUGGGAUUGCUGCACAACUCUGGACUGUUUGAAAGCACACUUUGGAGCCUUUCUGGCAAUACCGACUACUCUAAACAUAGCGGUGACUUCAACUGCACCCGUUCAAGUAACAUCAGUCAGAUGUUUGUCCUGUAUUGGAAGUGAAUGUCUGACGUCUUCACAUAUUGAACAGUGUACUGGGGGUUUAUGUAGACACAUAGUGAAUCACCUAAGUACUGGUCAAAUUUUUCAAGAGAAAGGUUGUGCCACAAGGGAAGAGUGUCACUUGUUCUGGACCUCUGAAGAUAUGAUCAUAAAACAGGAAUGCAUGCUUGCUUUAGAUCCGAACCUUUCCGUGCAUGUGCCACUGAACUGUCACUACUGUUGCAGCGGCGACUUUUGCAAUGUUGCAAACAUCACUUCAAGCAAUGUGUUUAAUCUUUAAGAAUUGUUCCAUCGGACACUUGGUCUCGUAUCUUUGAAAAGGAAUUAAAUAAGUAUUGAGUAAUUAA
Messenger RNA from Biomphalaria glabrata, 1172 nucleotides. RefSeq lists its product as uncharacterized. The coding region runs from base 83 to 1105 and encodes 340 amino acids. NCBI's taxonomy places the organism in Eukaryota, Metazoa, Mollusca, Gastropoda, Planorbidae. The record is from RefSeq and is a predicted model, not a curated record. The transcript is spliced from 10 exons.